Messenger RNA from Drosophila arizonae, 1545 nucleotides. RefSeq lists its product as uncharacterized. The record is from RefSeq and is a predicted model, not a curated record. Gene Ontology annotation, biological process: regulation of gene expression. Gene Ontology annotation, molecular function: zinc ion binding. NCBI's taxonomy places the organism in Eukaryota, Metazoa, Arthropoda, Insecta, Diptera, Drosophilidae. Gene Ontology annotation, cellular component: nucleus.
AAACGCUAUUAUCAUUUCGCAAAGAAAAUAUUGUGGUAGCUGAAAGUUUGUAGAAUGACGAAUAAAUGCAGAACUUGUGCGGUAAUGAUUUUAAAUCCGAACGCCAAGAAUCUCUUUGACCAAGAUGACAAUGAGAUACUUAAUGACAUUGAAACUCUUACUGGAAUACGGUUAAAGGAUGACCAGCAUAUGCCAAGGCAUAUUUGUACCUGUUGUCACUUGGACCUAUACCAUUCAAUAGCUUUUCGAGAGAGAUGCUUGAAAACGGAACAUUUUUUACAAGCUGCAAAACCAAAGCCAAAGAUGGGAGACCCGCUAAAUACAACACACACAGAACCAGAAUCUAGCAAUGAAAUACCUAAAAAAUUACAGAAUGCAACAACAGCUCAAUUAGAGAAUCUCAUUCUAAAUACGCCAGAUACAGAGAACUUAAGUAAACCAUACCAGGAAAUCCGUAUUUUACGCAAUUGCAAACAAAAAACUAAUACACCAAAGCCAGACAAAACAAGACAAAAAACAUGUUCUAAUGACAAUUCACCUACAAAUAUGCAUACUACGACUAUUCAGUCUGACAUGAAGGAUACGGAUGACAAUGAAAGUUCAGACACUACAGCGCUAGGCAGUCCAAGCAAAUGUGCAAAGAAUCCUAGUAAUUCAAUGAGCGAUAUAAAUGAAUUUAGUGACUUUGAGGAAACAGAAUUGUUUCAAGAAGUAGCGCUUGAUAAAGUGGCUUCGUCGCCUAGUUCACCUGUUGUAUCUUCUGCCCUUCCAUCUCAGCCAGCACAGGAUAAGGAUAGUAUGGUGGGCAAAAGACAGUAUAGGAAGAGUAAAGUCAAUAACGUAAAACCACCGGCAAAUCCAAAAGUUUUUAUCUGUGACCUAUGCGGCCAUCAAUCUUCGAGUCCCAAAAACUUGGAUAUUCACAUACUGCGUCACAAGGGCGAAAAAAACUUUGAAUGUGCCGAAUGUGGCAUUAAGCACUACUCGAAAUAUCUACUACAAUUACAUAUUCGGGUUAAACACCAAGGCGAGAUGCCAUAUCUCUGUAAAUUUUGCGAUCAGCGUUUCUAUUCCGCCAGCACGCGUCAACGCCACGAACAAGUACGGCAUAUAAGAAGUUGGUCAUAUGAGUGCAAAAUAUGUGGAAAAAAAUAUAAUACUAAAUCAUGUUUAAAUAAACACGAAUUUCUGCACACUGGAUUGAGACCAUAUCGUUGCGACUUGUGCAAUGUGGCGUUUCCCCGAAAGCCAGGCUUAAGAAUACAUUGUCGUACAAAGCAGCAUCAGAAGAGAGCUAGCGAAGCGCUGAAUGGUCAAAUUAACGACAUUAAAGAAGUAGCAAUUUCAGAUAAUACGAUAGUGUUUCCGGACUCAAUAAUAGUUGCACUUGAUGUAUAAUAGAGUUUAUUAUCGUGUAGAGCAUAAACACAUUAAAUAAUUGCGCCACAUUUUCGACAUUCACAUCAUACCGUAAUUAUCAGCUGUUUUAUGUCAUUCACACUUUGAUUUUGGUAGUGAAAUGAAUAAACCCAUUGCCUUAUCUUG